GAAGCCGGCUUUGGAGAGCUGCUGUGGCGGCGGCAACAUGGCGGACGUGAUAAAUGUCAGUGUGAACCUGGAGGCCUUUUCCCAGGCCAUUAGUGCCAUCCAGGCGCUGCGCUCCAGCGUGAGCAGGGUGUUCGACUGCCUGAAGGAUGGGAUGCGGAACAAGGAGACGCUGGAGGGCCGGGAGAAGGCUUUUAUUGCGCACUUCCAGGACAACUUACAUUCGGUCAACCGGGACCUCAAUGAGCUGGAACGUCUGAGCAAUCUGGUAGGCAAGCCAUCUGAGAACCAUCCUCUUCAUAACAGUGGGCUGUUAAGCCUGGAUCCUGUGCAGGACAAAACUCCUCUCUAUAGUCAACUCCUUCAAGCAUAUAAGUGGUCAAACAAGUUGCAGUACCAUGCAGGACUAGCAUCUGGCCUUUUAAAUCAGCAGUCGUUGAAGCGUUCCGCUAAUCAGAUGGGAGUAUCUGCCAAACGUAGACCAAAGGCUCAGCCCACAACUCUUGUCCUACCACCUCAAUAUGUUGAUGAUGUGAUCAGCCGCAUUGACAGGAUGUUUCCUGAAAUGUCCAUCCACUUAUCCAGACCCAAUGGAACAUCAGCAAUGCUUCUGGUGACCUUGGGAAAGGUGUUGAAAGUGAUCGUCGUCAUGCGGAGCCUGUUCAUCGAUCGAACAAUAGUAAAGGGAUAUAACGAGAAUGUCUACACAGAAGAUGGCAAGCUUGAUAUAUGGUCCAAAUCCAACUAUCAAGUAUUCCAGAAGGUGACAGACCAUGCCACCACUGCCCUGCUCCACUAUCAGCUGCCCCAGAUGCCGGAUGUCGUGGUCCGAUCCUUCAUGACCUGGUUAAGAAGUUACAUAAAGCUGUUCCAGGCCCCGUGCCAGCGCUGCGGGAAGUUUCUGCAGGACGGCCUUCCCCCGACGUGGAGGGAUUUCCGAACCCUCGAAGCCUUCCAUGACACCUGCCGGCAGUAGCCCCUACGCUGGCCCUAGCCUCAGACCCCCCUCCAGCACUUUCCCAGACAUGCAGGCAGCCCACAGAAGGCUCAGCUGGUUCCUCACCGCCCAGAUGUGUACAGCUGCUCCUCCCUUUCAUAACACAGUGCCGUGUGUGCUGAGGCCACUCUUGAAGAGCAGACCCCCUCUGUGGCUGAUGGGACUAAUUAUUCCCACUGGUCAGUGGACUGAAGGCAAAGAAGACUUUUCUAGAACCUGGUAGAAGGAAGCUGUGCAGCAUGCUCCUCAUCCGUGUGUGCCAGCAGUGCUGGUGUCUGUCGUCUCCGCGAGCUGUUACUGGAAUGAGCCCUUGUGUUCGUGGGUAUCGUCAUGCGGGGUUCUUGCGUUUUGUGGGGCUUGGGGUUUGGUAACUUAUUUUUAUAAGCAAUAAACCUUUUGUACCC
This is a messenger RNA of Nomascus leucogenys (northern white-cheeked gibbon), 1398 nucleotides long. It is a transcript of the gene MED27, whose product is annotated as mediator complex subunit 27. Gene Ontology annotation, biological process: regulation of transcription by RNA polymerase II. Gene Ontology annotation, cellular component: mediator complex. Gene Ontology annotation, molecular function: transcription coactivator activity. The record is from RefSeq and is a predicted model, not a curated record. NCBI's taxonomy places the organism in Eukaryota, Metazoa, Chordata, Mammalia, Primates, Hylobatidae.